Molecule: messenger RNA, 1525 nt
Organism: Vigna unguiculata (cowpea)
Lineage: Eukaryota; Viridiplantae; Streptophyta; Magnoliopsida; Fabales; Fabaceae
Product: FAD/NAD(P)-binding oxidoreductase family protein
Source: RefSeq, a predicted model, not a curated record
AACUUUGUGAAAUUUUUUCAAAAAAAAAGAAAAAAAAAAACUAGGAUUUUCUUUGCCAAAGAUCCAUAUGCAUUUACUGGUCCAACCACCACGACCAUUGGCAAAUGUUUCAAUUAUUUCCUAAACCUUUCCUUUUCUCUUUACCAUGUUUCAUAUUCAGAAUCUGUUAGCAGCAAAGAAACGAAACGAUGAGUAGCACAUCCUUUAAGGUUGCCGUGUUGGGAAGUGGAAUUUCAGGAGCCGUGUGUGCUUCAACUCUUGCCAGAAAUGGGGUUUCUGUUACUCUCUUUGAGUCAGCUAGAGGCCCUGGUGGACGCAUGUCCCAAAGAAGGGAGAAAACUGAAGAUGGGAAGGAGCUGCAUUUUGACCAUGGUGCUCCAUUUUUCUCGGUUGGCAACUCUGAAGUGUUACGCCUGGUUGAAGAGUGGGAAUCAAGGGGUCUUGUAGCUGAAUGGAAAGAAAAAUUUGGCUUCUUUGAUUUUCACACCCAUAAAUUUAACAACAUAGAACAGGAAGGAUUAAGCAAGAGAUAUGUAGGUGUUCCAGGCAUGAAUGCUAUCUGCAAAUCAUUGGGAAGUGAGAAUGGUGUGGAAAGCAAGUUUGGUGUGGGUAUUGGAAGAAUUGAAUGGUUGCAUGAUGAGAAAGAGUGGUCACUGACAGGAGUGGAUGGGCAAAAUCUUGGUCAGUUUAAGGGGCUUGUUGCAUCAGACAAGAACAUAGUUUCUCCCAGGAUUACACAAGUAACAGGACGGUUGCCACUACUUGAUACAAAUUUAGUGCCAGAGUUGUCAGAAAAGCUGCUCAACCUUCCUGUUAAGCCAUGUUUCAUUGUUAUGCUGGCAUUUGCAGAGCCUCUAUCUACAAUUCCAGUCAAAGCCUUUUCUUUUGAAAAUUCUAAAGUUUUAAGUCGGGCUUAUUGCGAUAGCAGCAAGCCUGGUCGUUCUACUGCAAGUGAAAGAUGGGUUCUUCAUUCUACACCAGAAUACGCUGAGGAUAUAAUUGCUCAAACUGGACUUAAGAAGCCCUCAGACAUUACACUCAACAAAGUGGCUGAACAGCUUUUGCAAGAAUUUCAAAGCACAGGGCUUGUCAUAUCUCAACCAUUUUUCAAGAAAGCUCAUAGAUGGGGGAGUGCAUUUCCAGCUGCUAGUAUUGCCCCAGAGGAAAAAUGUCUUUGGGAUAGAAACAAGAAACUAGCCAUCUGUGGAGACUUCUGUGUCAGUCCUAAUGUUGAAGGUGCCAUAGAUAGUGGUUUGGCAGCUGCAUUAAAGCUUAGAGAUAGUGUCAGCUCUUUAUAGUUGGAGCCUUUGUUAUCAUCGAGUCCAGAUUCUCUUCUGAAUUUUUUUGUAUUAUUUUCUACAAAAAUACCCUGAUGAUAAUACGAAAAAUUCCAUUAGAAAAUCCAAAUUUGCUAUCUUAAGUCCUUUGGGAUUGGCUUUUUCUGGGAAAUUCAUGUUAAAAAAUUGUUUUAAGACAUCAUUGUAUUGUAAGCAUAAUAAGGUAAAGCAUCUGUCAUGUGCACUAA